AUGGAGUACGAUCUAUUCAUCAUCAAUGGAGUGGUAGUGUCCGAAAAUGAAGUUCAAGAGUGGGAUAUCGCUAUCAAAGACGAGAAGAUCGCAAAGGUAGUUUCAAGAGGAGGUCUAAAAGCUGCACAGGCGACAAGGACGAUAGAUGCUGAAGGCGGCUACGUGAUGCCAGGAGGUGUGGACGCUCAUGUUCAUCUCCAAGAACCUCCAUUGUUUGGAAAUGGCUCAACAGCAGACAACUACGAGACUGGCAGUCGGUCGGCAGCAUGCGGUGGUACCACUACCAUGGUGACCUUUGCGCCACAGAAGAAGACCGAGGAUACCCUUCUCGACACUCUGGCGGCCACUCAUGAGCGAGCGAAGGACAACUGCUACAUCGACUACUCAUUCCAUAUCAUCGUCGGCAACCCGUCAGAAAGGGCGCUCUCAGAGUUCAAGACCCUGCGAGAGGAAGGCAUAUCCUCACUCAAGAUCUACAUGACCUACGAAGCCCUUCAACUGCACGAUGGCCAGAUCCUAGACAUCCUCCUCGAGGCCAGGAAGCAGGGCAUAACGACCAUGAUCCACGCCGAGAACGGACAAGUAAUCGACUGGAUGACCGCGCAACUCGAGAAGAAGAAGCUGUUCGCGCCGAAAUACCACGGCUCAUCCCAUCCGCCCAUGGCAGAGACCGAAGCCACCUACCGUGCCAUUAGCUUAUCAGAGUUCAUGGACACUCCAAUCCUCAUCGUCCACGUAUCCACGCCCGCAGCAGCCGCACACAUCAAAGCAGCGCAAGACCGCGGUCUACCCAUCUACGCCGAAACCUGCCCACAAUACCUCUUCCUCACGAAGCUAGAUCUCGACCAGCCAGGUUUCGAAGGCGCGAAAUGCGUGUGCUCGCCCCCACCCCGCGAAAGCGAAGCAGACUGCGACGUCAUCUGGGAGGGUCUCGCAAACGGCACAUUUACCAUCCUCUCCUCAGACCACUGUCCCUUCCGCUAUGACGACCCUGAGUCGGGUAAGAAGUCUAGUAUCAGCGCGGAAUACCCUCUAGGCCACUUCAAAUACAUCCCCAACGGCUGCCCUGGUAUCGAAACACGCCUCUCACUCACCCUCAGCGCAAACCGCCUCAAGCUUACCAAAUUCGUCGAAGUCACAUCUGCGAAUCCCGCGAAGCUAUACGGUCUCUAUCCGAAGAAAGGCGCGCUGAUAGAGGGCGAAUCGGAUGCUGAUAUCAAUAUUUGGUAUCCAGAUGGCAAGAUGGAGGAGUUUGAGUUGACGAAUAGUAUGCUGCAUCAUGAUGUUGACUAUACGCCUUUUGAGGGCAGGAAGCUCAAGCAGUGGCCGAGGUGGACGUUGCUGAGGGGGAAGGUGGUCUGGGAUAGGGAAAAUGGCGGGUUGUUGGGGGAGAAGGGGUAUGGCAAAUUUACGAAGAGGGAUACGAGUAGUCUUGCGAAGCCGAUGAGGGAGGGGGAGUGGGUGUUGCCGUUGUAG
Messenger RNA from Alternaria ventricosa, 1476 nucleotides. RefSeq lists its product as uncharacterized. The coding region runs from base 1 to 1476 and encodes 491 amino acids. Lineage: Eukaryota; Fungi; Ascomycota; Dothideomycetes; Pleosporales; Pleosporaceae. Gene Ontology annotation, cellular component: cytoplasm. The record is from RefSeq and is a predicted model, not a curated record. The transcript has a single exon. Gene Ontology annotation, molecular function: hydrolase activity, acting on carbon-nitrogen (but not peptide) bonds.